This is a messenger RNA of Aspergillus tubingensis, 981 nucleotides long. Its product is annotated as legume-like lectin family protein. NCBI's taxonomy places the organism in Eukaryota, Fungi, Ascomycota, Eurotiomycetes, Eurotiales, Aspergillaceae. The transcript is spliced from 6 exons. Bases 1 to 981 code for a protein of 326 amino acids. Gene Ontology annotation, cellular component: Golgi membrane; endoplasmic reticulum-Golgi intermediate compartment; endoplasmic reticulum membrane. Gene Ontology annotation, biological process: endoplasmic reticulum to Golgi vesicle-mediated transport; Golgi organization; endoplasmic reticulum organization. Gene Ontology annotation, molecular function: D-mannose binding. The record is from RefSeq and is a predicted model, not a curated record.
AUGCUACUUCCGCGGCUUUCGUCCCUUUUGUGCUGGGCUGGCUUGGCCAGCGUGCCUUUGGCCAGCGCCUACGAUGGUGAUGACAAUGUCAAGAGCAUUCCGCUUCGCACGCACAGUCUUUCACCGCCAUACUUGGAUUCCGACUUCCAAAGCCGCUGGUUCGAUUUUGGUGGUGACACGAUAGUUCGCGCCGACAAAUACAUCCGUCUUACGUCCGAUCGUCCGUCGCAGCAGGGAUGGAUCUUCUCCCGUGUGCCUUUGACCGCGACCAACUGGGAGAUCGAGGUUGAAUUCAAGAUCGAAGGGUCCGGCAACUUGCACGGCGAUGGUUUCGCCAUGUGGCUCACCAAGCAGCGCGCCACCCAGGGUCCUGUCUUCGGUUCGACGGACAACUUCGAGGGUCUGGGUAUAUUCUUCGAUACGUACAAGAACAACCGUCCCGGCACUUCGUUCCCCUACGUCAUGGCCAUGAUGGGCGACGGCCAGACUACCUACGACCAGGCUCACGAUGGAAAGGCUAAUGAACUGGCUGGCUGUUCUGCUCGUGGUCUCCGUGGUGCCUCCAUCCCUACCAAGGCCCGCUUGACUUACUUCCAGGACAAGUCCUUGACCUUGGACCUGCAGUACAAGUCCGAGGACAGCUGGAUCCCCUGCUUCGAGCUGACCGCCCCCGAGUACAACAUCGCCAUCCCGUCCGUCGCCUACCUGGGCUUCUCCGCCGAGACUGGUGAGCUCAGCGACAACCACGACAUCAUCUCCGUCAAGGCCCAGAACUUGUACAGCGUUGGUGGCGGCAGCGGCAGCAGUGGCAGCGGUUCCCGCUCGGGCAAGGGCCGCGACACUGGUCGUGUCAAGCGCCGUAAGCAGAAGGGCAGCUGGGGAUGGUUCCUGUUCAAGACUAUUCUGUUCUUCGCUGUGGUUGUUGGAGGCUAUGUUGGGUACACUGCGUACCGCACCAAGCACCGCUACUCGCGGUUCUAG